AUGUCUGAUCAGUCAAAAUGCAACCCAUGUUGCCCAUCAAAGUGCAACCCAUGCUGCCCAUCAAAAUGCAACCCAUGCAGCCCACCAAAAUGCAACCCAUGCAGCCCACCAAAAUGCAACCCAUGCAGCCCACCAAAAUGCAAUCCAUGCUGUCCAUCAAAAUGCAACCAGUGCUGCCCAUCAAAAUGCAAUCAAUGCUGCAUUCAGGCCAGGUGCUGCUGUUUGGAGGCCAAGCCUGAGUCCACAUCCCUUAGUAAGGACUCUGCACCCAGUUCACCCCAAACUCAGAACAAAGACUCUCAAGCCCAGGAGCAACCCCAAAGUCCUCAAAGGGGACCUAAGUCAGGCCUGUUGGGGCAGAAGAGAUCAAACUAG
This is a messenger RNA of Carlito syrichta (Philippine tarsier), 375 nucleotides long. RefSeq names its product sperm mitochondria associated cysteine rich protein (gene SMCP). Bases 1 to 375 code for a protein of 124 amino acids. The transcript has a single exon. NCBI's taxonomy places the organism in Eukaryota, Metazoa, Chordata, Mammalia, Primates, Tarsiidae. The record is from RefSeq and is a predicted model, not a curated record.